UAUCGAAAAUGGCAAAAGCUAAGUUGGAAGUUUCCCACUCAAAGUCAAAAGCUUCAAGACAGAUAAACACAGUGAUAAAAGGAUUCAAAUCAUCAAAUCGUCCGUCAUUUCAUCCCAUCAAAACCUCACCUUCAAAACUCGAAAUUUCAAGAAUUAUAUCCGAUUAAACAUAUAAAUAUAUAAUGCGAGCGCCCUAGAAGGCUGUGCUGGGCUUAGUAGUUUUCUACUUGUAUGUACCUGUUGUGUCUGAGUGUGUGUUGCUUAUAUAUGUUUGUGUGUGUGUGAAAGAGAAUAGAGAGAGAAAGAGUGAGUUAAAGACCACAGAAUCCCAAUGUUGCGGCUGUAUCUUGUUGGAUGGUGUUGCUCCAUCAUCAAUCAAAAUAAUACUAUAAUUAUUACUCCAUUUUGGUAAGGAUAGAUCACGGAUAAAUCAAAUCAACAAGAAAUUAAGAUCUAUGGCGGCGAAAGCAGCAGCAUUUGGUUUAGUCUCUGAGGCUGAAGAGGUUGCCCUAAUGACCACCACCUCUUGCGGUGAAGGCCAAGGCGGCGGCGCCAAGCUGGUCCGAAAGAGGGCGGCGUCGGAGAUGGAGAUGGAUUUGGACGGCGGCGAUAGGUUAAUUUGUCGGCGGACAAGCAAUUAUCCUAAUCCAUUAACCCCCAACUACUCCACUAGACCCAAUUUCAUUGAAAGCACCACCCAGCCUUUGCCCUCUCCUUUGCCUUUGCCUUCCGUGUGUGUUUUCUCCGGUCUGCCUCUUUUCCCUCCGGCGCCGGACCGAAACAGCCAGUCUCCGAUGGAGGACACGAUCGACGGCAUCAUCCGAGAUCUCAUCCACUCCUCCUCCCACGUCUCCAUCCCUCAGCUCAUCCUCAACGUCAGAGAAAUCAUCCACCCUUGCAACCCCAGCCUCGCCGCCCUCCUCGAGCAGCGCCUCCGCUCUCUCGACGACCGGAGGAGAAAGCCACCGCCCCAACAGCCACAGCCAAUCAACAACAAUGUAUUGCUCUCGCAGGUGGGGUUUGGUGCUAAUGACCCCUUGACUGAUUGGUCCUCUCCCAGCACCCACAUCCUCUUCCAUCACAACAACAUUCCUCCGACUACUAUUACUACUACUACUGCUGCUGCUACGACAGCCACUUCCUUUGUCACAAUGGACCAUGUUCUUCAGCCAGAGCCACAAGAGCAGCCCACCAACCAGAAGAGCCCAUCAUCCACAUCCCCAUCAGCCACCAUAAGGGAGAGGAAAGAGGAGCGACGGCAACAAGAGAAAGACGAGCAAGGCCUCCACCUCCUAACGCUACUCCUCCAAUGCGCCGAGGCAGUAUCAGCCGACAACCUGGAGGAGGCAAACAGGAUGUUGCUCGAGAUCUCGCAAGUGGCCACCCCAUUUGGGACGUCCGCCCAGCGCGUCGCGGCCUACUUCUCCGAGGCAAUGUCCGCCAGAAUAGUCAGCUCCUGCUUGGGAAUAUACGCCGCGCUGCCAACUGUGCCACACGCCCAGAAGCUCGCCUCCGCGUUCCAGGUGUUCAACGGGAUCAGCCCUUUCGUGAAGUUCUCGCAUUUCACAGCCAACCAAGCAAUUCAAGAGGCCUUUUCCGAGGAACCCAUUAAAUAUGCACACAGUUUACAAAACUGCUAA
Molecule: messenger RNA, 1640 nt
Organism: Salvia hispanica
Lineage: Eukaryota; Viridiplantae; Streptophyta; Magnoliopsida; Lamiales; Lamiaceae
Source: RefSeq, a predicted model, not a curated record